Molecule: messenger RNA, 285 nt
Organism: Rotaria socialis
Lineage: Eukaryota; Metazoa; Rotifera; Eurotatoria; Philodinida; Philodinidae
Source: the annotation of a GenBank genome assembly
AUGGCUUCAACAACGGAUCAAAUCAAAUCUGCAUCGGCACGAGCGUACCAGUUGCCAUUAACUAAAGUCAAAUCAAUAAUAAAACUUGAUAACAAUACACGUAUGAUUAGUCAUGAUAGUGUUUAUUUAUUAACCUUAGCCACUGAAGAAUUUAUUCGCAUGUUAACACGUGAUGCUCAUAGUUCGAUGAAACAAUGUGCAUCCAAACGAUUAGAUCGUUUACAUAUGCUUAGUUCCAUAAAUACAAAUCCAUUAUAUGAAUUUCUUGAUGGUUCUUUCGACUAA